AUGGAAAUAGGAAGCAAACAGCAGAAACAGGAAAUCAGGACCUUAGCUAGAGAUGUUGGAGACCUGCAUCUCAGUUUAUCACAUAUUAACCUCUUUGCCCUUGAUCUUUCUACAGGAUUGAGGGUAGAGAGUCUGCCUGCCUCUACACCUUUUCCUGUUUCUCUUCCUCCGAAAAUUUCCCCACCAACAUCCCUCUGGACAACCUCACUACAAAAUACAACUGCAGUCACCACAUCCCCUACCAGUGGCUCUUACAGCAACUCAUUGCUACCAGUGACAUCAUCAGCCCAAACAUCUUCGGUUUUCAAAAACACUGAAUCCAGGGAGAAGGAAGUCACAGAGCCAGCUUCGAAAUUUGAAGGCACAAGCACAGACCAUUCAUCUCCGGACUUCUCCCCAACAAGUGGUAGCAUCCACUUAACACUUACACCAGCUGACCACAGCUUGAACACUUCUGAAAUAAGCGUGCCGCCUACAGGGGCCAAGUCACCCUCUGAGUCUCCCACACUCAUCUCUCCUCAGACUCCAGCCUCAUCACCUUCGUCCUCAUCAACCCAACCACCUGAAAUUCCUUCUGUCUCUGUCACCCUGGACCACACCUCAGGUGGGACCAGCUCCAAGCUCCCAGGAACCUCAACCUCACCAGAAUCUGCAACAGAACAACACAGCUCAAGCCACAUACCCACUUCACAUGCUACUACUGAGCUAGCAACGAAGGAGACAACAUCCCAAGCAACUGUGCCAGCCAAAGUAACAUGUGAGCUGAUAGACACCGAGACCACCACCACCUCGCCAGGUGUGAUCAUGGAGCAAGUGGAGCAUGCAUUAAGUUCAGGCAGCAUCGCAGCCAUUACGGUGACUGUCAUCGCUGUGGUGUUGUUGGUGUUUGGGGUGGCAGCAUAUCUGAAGAUCAGGCAUUCCUCCUAUGGACGGCUUUUGGAUGACCAUGACUAUGGAUCCUGGGGAAACUACAACAACCCUCUUUAUGAUGACUCCUAA
Elephantulus edwardii (Cape elephant shrew) is the source of this 999-nucleotide messenger RNA. RefSeq names its product prostate androgen-regulated mucin-like protein 1 (gene PARM1). Gene Ontology annotation, cellular component: Golgi apparatus; plasma membrane; early endosome. The record is from RefSeq and is a predicted model, not a curated record. The transcript has 4 exons. The coding region runs from base 1 to 999 and encodes 332 amino acids. Lineage: Eukaryota; Metazoa; Chordata; Mammalia; Macroscelidea; Macroscelididae.